This is a messenger RNA of Lymnaea stagnalis (great pond snail), 9490 nucleotides long. NCBI's taxonomy places the organism in Eukaryota, Metazoa, Mollusca, Gastropoda, Lymnaeidae. The record is from the annotation of a GenBank genome assembly.
GAAAGGUCAGGGACACAAGGUUGUAAUGGCAGCGGUCUGUGCUAUAAUAUGCUGAGAAAACCCAAAGAAAGUAUUCAACUAAAUUUCUUUAUUACUUUCUUUUCUUUGUAUAUUAAAAGAAAGAUUCGAUGAAUCGAAAUGUUCAGUUGUAGAUUUAAAAUUAUGACAUUUUGUUCCCUUUUAUUUAAAAUAAUGUAAAACUCAAUGAUGUGCGGCCAACCAACACACCAAGUAACCAUAUAUCGAUAAACGCUGGUUUAGCCACAAAAACCAGUCUAAGCAAUAUAGUUCUUUAAUCUGACCACUUAAGUAUUUUAUAUAAUAUAUUCAUGCUUAUUGAGGUUAGGUAUCAUUUUACAUGAUUUAUGUCUGUUAAAUAGUUAAAUCAAAUGGUUAGAAUUAGAGCAUCAUUAACAUGCAAUGCCCCACCAUCCAUUUUCCAUACCAUGGCAUGGGCAUGGGAGAUCAGAUUUGGUUGAAUUAUGAUGAUGGGGUGUGGUCCUAGUUUUUACUAGGCCUUUUUUUACUUUUGGUAAUCUCUUAAAUUAAUUGCAGUUAUGCAAAUUGAAUUAUCGGUAACCUUUGCUUUCUGCACCACACAUUUGUGACGACUCAUCUUUUUUUCCAUUAAAAAAUAUAUUGACAUAAUUUAUUCCACAUGUUCUUGGGAAAAAGCAAAAGAUACAUCUUUUAAAUUGUAGUGUAUUUAUAAUUUUAUUUUUCCAUUUUCAAUUCCUGUCUUUUUAAUUUUUUUAGUACAUUAAUUUACUGCACAUAGACAUAAGAUGGCUACACUGCGCACGUUGAUCCAUUAGAACUACUACCUGGGGUUUGCGUUGAUUUAAUUAAUUAAAUUGGAAAUGUUAGUUUGAUAAGAAACUAUCCUUACUAUGUUUUUUAAAUUAAUAAACUACAAAGCUUUUUUUAAUGUUGCAGAGAGACUUACACAAGAUGGAUAUUGAACCCAUUUCUUGUACUGAUGUCAUACACUAUAUCUUGAGUGUCUAGUGAGCCAGAAAGUUAUUUCAAAGGAAUGCGUUAUCUGCCCACCAGUUUCCUUAACUUAGCUCAUUAAAUAUUGUAUCAUGAGUGUCUAUAAAAGCCUUUCGGGACUGAAAGUUGCACUUCCUGUUGACAUAUCGAGGCUUACAGGCCUAUCACGACCCAUUAAAUUAACAGCUUUGAGUUUGUCCCUCGGUGUGGCAUUAAUUGGUGCGCUGGCUGUAUUCUUUAGAAAGCGGCGAAAGCGGACACAGAUGAUUCAGAAAAAGCUUGCAGCCAAAAAUGAGCAAAGACAACAGAUCAAUGGUCCUAACCACCUUCCCCACCCUGCAUCUCAACAUCUCAAAAAGCAGCAUGGAACAAAUUCAUCGGCACCAGUCACCAGGUCAGCAAGCUCAUCAUUCAGGAAGUUGAGGAGUAAUCAUUUAACAAAGACUCAAACACCAAAUGGAGGUAAAGUGAUUGCUGCUUUGGGUUUAAAAAAGUGUCUCCAAAUUUAUAACGCCUUUUUUUUUUACUUAACUUGAGUGAGCUUUGUUUGUCUUAUAGGGACUUAUAGGGAUAUAAGCUAGUGUUUUAUAGUUUUCCUUUGUAAGUAAAACUGCUUUAUUAAGUAAAUUUAAGGGAUUUUUUCAAAAGCUUACAAAAUUACAAUUAUAAAUUAUGGACUAGUUAUCAACAAAAUUUAAAUGUCAAACAUUAAUUUUAUUGAGCUUUGUUUUGAUUUCCUCAAUUUGGCUUAACCUCUUCAGAUGUACUUCAUUCUUCGAAGAAAAACAAUUUAUCAAGCAGUGUUGAUGGCAGCAAUUGUGGUAGUGGGGAUGUUGGAAAUCUCUUGAGACAAAGAGCCCUUUCUGCAUCCAUGAACAGUUUAGGUGGUGUUUCCAACAAUUCAAGUUCUUCUACUAUUACUCACUCAGGAUUAGACACUGCCAACAUGACCAGUGCUGACCUCUGUCAGUUGGGUAAGUUGUCUUAGAAUACCCUCUAUUCCCAGUGUUUUGGAUAGUAAUUAACCUUAAGAAUUUUUUUUUUGGCCUGAUUCAAUUUGAACUGAUUGAAAAAGGUUUUAAAGGAUAUUUAGGAGGGUUUUUUAAAUUUCAAGGUGUGUGGAAAGUAUGUUUAUUAACAAGUUUAAUUUUGAAAUAAUAUCCACAUCGAUGUAACUGAAAAUUAAUCUAUGCACAUUUCAAAUGUCAAAUAACUGACAACCAAAAGUGCUCUACAAAAUGUGCAUCACGCAGAGCUAAAUGUAUAAUUAUGCUAAUACCAUGUUUAAAACCAUUUUUUUUUUAAAACUAUAUUUAUGUUUCAAGCUGUACCUUUUUUUUAUCUUAACUACACCAGGAAUGGAGAACCUUUCCUUAGCAAUUUCAUAUUGGGAAGAUGCUGUUAUGAAGCUGUCCUACUUGGAUGAACAACAGAAUUCUUCUGUGUUAGCUAUUCCAGUAAGUGCUUUCAGAAUUAUUGAAAAGCAAGUUUAAAUACCUGUAUUAACCAGCCAAGCUUUAUCUUGGAAACUAUGCCGUUUUAUUUAAAUUUUACAUCAUUUAAUCUUUAUUCAACCAGUACUGGAUAAAAAAAGAAUUUCUACAAGUCUUUUUUUGUUAAUUAAAAUUUAAUUACACUAUAUUUAUCUUAUUAUUUUGAAAACCUACAGGAUGAAGACACUGCAAAUUUACAGCACAGACUUGAAAAUCUUCUGGACCUUGCCUACCGCAUGCAGGAGAACUAUGAGCGCCUAUGUGAUCGCCAGGUAGAGUCGAUAGCCCUGGAGUCUGCCCUGGCUGUCUUUGCUGAGAGAGACAGAGAGAGGAGUUUUGAUGAUGAUUCUAGUGAUCAGGAAUCUUUUGUUUCUGCCACAGAUGUAAGUAGUUGCUGUCAGACAUAAUGUUUUAUAUGUUACAGAUGUGGCAGUUAUGAAUUUCAAUUCAUUAAGAAAAACUAUUUCAUGAAAAUAAAUCUGAUGCUAACCCUAUAACUUUCAAGUGCAUUUUUCUGUAAGUGUCAAGCCAUUUUAGCAUUUUUAUAUGCUGUCAAAAAUGACUUAACCCCAUACUAAAUAAAUAGAGACCCUAACAAGUAUAUUGCUCAAACUAUCAAAAGCUAGAAAAUGUCAAGUUAUGGGUACUAUAGUUAAAAUUGCAAUAUUAGUCAAGUUUCUUCCAAAUUUCUAUCAUACAAAAUAAAAAGGGAAAGCAUAAAAUCGGUUCAUAAAUUCUUUUUCAAAUGAAGUUAUUAAAUCAAUUUUUUUUAUUAAUUAAUACUUCAGAACAUUCACAAACAUAAAUGUCUUUGAAUCUCUUUAGGCUCCGUCUUUGGGAUCCAAUCUUUGUCUUUUCUUUUCCCAAACGAAUUUGUCUGUAACAAUAUGACUAAGCCUAGGGCUAAAAUUGUCAAUAUCUGACUCUUAUGUCGUCAUCACUGCUAGAACUAAUCCUGUCAUUACUAGCACAUGAAAUAUCUCUGACGUCAUUGCUUUCAUUUUAGUCCAUUUGAAAUAAUUCUAAUAAAGAAAUUCUGUGUUGAUUUUGCAAUCUAGAGGGGGACCCUCUCCAGUACAGACAUUAUGGCGGUCAAAAAAAAAUGUCACACCUGGAUUAAUCACAUAAAAAGCCCUGAUAAAAGUAUUUUAGCACAUAGAAAUGUAAACUUGACAUACUAAUAUACAUUAAAGCAUUCUCAUUUUAAAUAACAAUUUGGCUAGCAGUGGAUUAUUUUGACUGGGACACUCGGGAAAGGGGUUUAACUGUCAAUGGCCAUUAUGAUAGUUAUAUGGUUAGUAUCGAUAGAAAUAAAAUUUAUAUUGCAGGAAAUAUUCAGAUUGUAUUAGAAUACUAUCCGUCGCUUUAAUUUAUUGGCAAAGCUCCCAGAACUAUGCUAUCUGGCCAGAUAAGUUUUUGUGUUGUGUCAGAAAUAUAUGUUGACUACUAUAGCCUUUUUUUCAUGAGAGUGUAGUCAGCCCUUUGGCUUAGGUUGCUCAGCUUUUUCUGUCUUGGUUUCCUUCUCUUCAUGAAUAGCUGCUUUACUGGUCUGAAAAGUCCAUUCCACUUAGUUUGUUGUAAGAUUUUCCUUUUCUCAGUUUUUCCCCCCUUUGAAUGACAAAUUUGUUGACUAAAUUAAACUUAUAAAAAGUAAAAGCUAUACAUUAGACUCACAUAGAUUGUGACACAGUAAAAAAUGGUUACUUUUCAGAUGGCUCACUUAACAGAUCUGGACUUUAACCGUGAUAUUUUACAUCAUGUACCUCUGUAUGAAGCUGGUAUGUUGGAACUUAAAUAUGGCAAUGUGCCCUGUCGAACAAUUAGGUAAGCACAAAUGGAAUGGUGGGAAAAGAAAAAAAAAUAACACAACUUUAUUAUUAUUUCCAACAACUCCCAUAAAUAUUUAUAAUUUUUUUUUAUGUAUAGGUAAUGAAAAUCUGCUUUAGUCUGUUUUGUUUACAGUGAUAAAACAAGACUUUAUGAAUUAAUCUUCUAUUGAGAGGAAAUAAAAAGUAAGCUUCAGUAACAUUUAUUUUAUUGUUCAAAAGAGCCACAUCUUAACAACACUAACAGCUUAAUUCUUUAUUUCUUACAGACCAGAGAUGGUACAGUGUCUUUCCGAUGUGGAAUUUCUGGCCAAACUCCAUGGCAUCCGUUUGGCUUUCUAUGUAAGUUUACAACUGAUGUUACAAUAGCCUGCUUCUAAAAGCUCAGUGAAUCUACUAAUAGGAUCUGGAGCUUAUAUCAGAUUUCUGUAUGUUUUGUCUCUUUCUUGAUUCCAGUCGAUCUUCCAAGAUGAAAGCAAGAGAGAUUGGUUUAAAGCCAUGGGCAGGAAGUUGGUAGGAGAUCUCAUGAUCAAAGCAGACAAAGUAAGAGGUUUUUUUUAACACGCCUAAAAUAAGAAUUGAAUUAAACUUAUUUUGUUUUGGAAAUAAAAACAAUAUUUUAAUGUAUGCUUAAGACAUCAGUAGAUUUUUACUGUAAAGCAUUCAUAAUUAGAAUAGCUUUUGAUUUAUUCAUAAUAACUGAUUCCUUUGACCCUGCUGUCCCAUCCAAACAGGAUGUUGAUGAGUUCCACAGUACCUAUGACAAAAUGAUGCAGUUCAUCAGUGUGGACUCCAACUGGCCCAUGAUUGAAGAGGAAUUGAGAGGGAGAGGAGUACGUUUUUAAGAGAGGCUUGUUAACAAAUACCAAAAAUAUUCAAAGACUUAUGAAGAUUUAAUUUCAUAGUUUGUAUUAUGUGUUCUGGUGUGUGUCGUUAUUUAACUAACCAUGUCAUUUUGUUGUUGGAGGUGUUGUGUCAACAAGGGGAUGUAAUGCUUUCCAUUUUCUACUCCAAGAGUUCGGUUUCCAACAAAGUCCAAAUUCCCUUUCAUAUGUUCGAGAGUCAGGUGACAUUCCCUUUCAAAGGGUUUUUUUUUUUUUUUAAAUUAAAUAAUUCAUUAUGGUUGAAUAAAAUAUAAAAUAAAUUAUACCUUAAAUUUAAGUGUAAAAAAAAAAUAAAAACGGUUUCCAACAAAGUCCAAAUUCCCUUUCAUAUGUUCGAGAGUCAGGUGACAUUCCCUUUCAAAGGGUUUUUUUUUUUUUUAAAUUAAAUAAUUCAUUAUGGUUGAAUAAAAUAUAACAUAAAUGACACCUUAAAUUGCAGUGUAAAAAAAAAAUGAAAUGCAAUGCAAAAAGUGUGUUAGCCUACAUUGUACAAAAAUAAUAUGUCCCUCAAUUCAAGUAAAAAAUUUUAUUGUUUUAUUUUCAGCCAAGAAAUUGGAUUUUUUCAUUAGGUCUUUAACUCUUAAAGUCUGACGCGUCAGUCUAACUGGCUUUCUGCCGGUCACGUUUGAUGCGGUCUAGUCUAUGUGGCAUUUCAUAGUAACUUUUUAAUUUUGGGAUUUUAUAUAAAUAUUUCGGUAUCUUGUCCAAAUCAAUAUUUCCGCAUCCUCUUCCAGUGUUUACAUUUUUCAAACGUGCAAGGAAUUUGUUUUUUAUCUCAAUUUUACUAAAUUUUUUAUGAAAUAUUGUCUGUGGUCACAUAGGGUCAAAUUUUAUCACAACAAAAUUAAAGCGUCAAAACGUGGAUUUUACCUACGGGCACCAAAAGUUAUGUGUCUUGUCAGAAUUGAGUAGAUGACAUGACUAUUUCUUUUAAAUCAUAUUAAUAAUGAUUUAAAAUGUAGCUUAUCCGAUGAAUAGAUUGCAAGACACAUCUGAUCAAUUUAUUAUAAUAUAAACUCAAUAUUACUUUGAUGAAAUUCAUCAGUAUGUAACAACAUUGAUGAAUUUAAUCACUGUGUAACAACAUUGAUGAAUUUAAUCAGUAUGUAACAACAUUGAUGAAUUCAAUCACUAUGUAACAACAUUUAUGAAUUUAAUCAGUAUGUAACAACAUUGAUGAAUUUAAUCAGUAUGUAACAUUGAUGAAUUCAAUCACUAUGUAACAACAUUGAUGAAUUUAAUCAGUAUGUAACAUUGAUGAAUUCAAUCACUAUGUAACAACAUUUAUGAAUUAAUCAGUAUGUAACAACAUUGAUGAAUUCAAUCUCUAUGUAACACAUCUGAUCAUGUUUCAGGUUAGAGUGAUGUCAUUCUAUGACAUUGUCCUUGACUUUAUCAUGAUGGAUGCUUUUGAUGACUUGGCUAAUCCUCCAUCCACUGUGUUGACGGUUGUACAGAACAGAUGGUUAUCCAAUGGAUUCAAAGAAACUGUAAGGCCUAUUACUUAACAUAUUUUUGGUUGGGUCUGAACAAACAAUAAAUCCAUCUUUAAAUCCGAUGAUCCUAAAUUAAAUAUAAAUUAAGUAAUUUCACUUUUUAAAAUUUUUUAAUUAAAAAAAAACAUUUAUCCUCUCUGUCCCAUAGCAGAAAAAACUAUGCUACCAAUAGUACCAAGGAAAUGUAGGGAGUUACUAAUAAAAUUCUUUGAAAUUUUCUCUUUGAUAUUAAUCAUAUCUUUUUGUCAUGCGGCACUUUUUCUGGAUUUAUUGACCAACUUGUUUACAUUCUGUAAUUUUUUAUUAUUCUAGGCUUUGGCGACUGCUGUCUGGUCCGUUUUGAAAGCCAAGAGAAGUUUACUUAAGGUUGGCACACUUUGAUGUUGAAAAAUUAGGCAAACCUUGUCUGUUCUACCCAUUUCAAGAUUUUAAAUGAUAACUUCAUGGUUCAGUUUUGUACGGCCUUAAUUGGAUCAAUUACAAAAUUUGUAUGAUGGUUCGUCAAUUUUGUAUAACCAUAUCCUGAUAUUUUAACCCUUUCCCCUGUUGUUAAAAUGAUGGAUCAGUUGCAUAGUUUUUGCCAUGGUUCCGUAAUUCAGUUUUAUGUGACACUAAUCUGAUGUCGUUAACAUUUCACCUGCAGUUUAACGAUGGCUUCAUUGCUCACUUCUAUUCAAUCACUGAACAUACAAGUCCCUUGCUGGCCUGGGGAUUCCUCGGACCUGACACCGAGCUCAAAGAAAUGUGCAAUUUUUUCAAGGUCAGUUCAUCCUGUGUUAUAAUGAUGAUUAACGUACAGUCAAGAUCAUUUCACAAUGUAUUCUCAUAAUAUUGAUUCAAUGUAUAGCAGAAAAAUAAUUAGAAAACUUGGUCUGGCAAAGUGAGAUAAGAUUUCUAAGUCUAGUCAUUUAGUUUCGUCAUUGAUCGAGAGUAAUGAAAAAGGCCUUGAUUAAUUCUGUUAUGUUUCAACUUUGGCCAGCAGAUCUUUUGUUGUUCAGAUCUUGUCGCAAUUAUUUGGGGGAUUUUCGUUAUUUUUCUCCUCAUAUUCUUGAAACAAAUAUAUUCAAUUCUUGGCUUGUGCAAGGAUUUUACUUUUUGGGUUUUUCAUUUCACAAAAUUUCUUCUUUUUCUUUUUGGUUUUUUUUUUUUUCCAAAUUUUUUUUUUUUUUCCCCCCCCCCCCCCCCAUCUCUGAUUUUAAGUUAUGAAGAGUUGUUUUAUUUAAACGUUGAUAACUUUCUCUACUUUUACAGGAUCUGGUGUUAGGAUUUAUUAGAGACAUUUUCAGUUUUGAUAAGGUCCGGUACACAACGGUGGAUGCAUUGGCACAGGAUAUCCUCAAGCUGGCCGAGGUCCAGAGUGAAACGGCAGCAGAAAGGUUAAAGUCGGGCAGUCCUGAUGUCACGCCGGUGGCGUCCUACUGUUGAUGCGAGCAACUUGAGGUUUCACACACACACACAAAUAACAUGCCCCCCCCCCAAACAUUUCUGUUUAUCACAACAGAGACUUAGAAAAUGAAUAUUUUAUCAAGCGAAGUAGUUGAUAUAAACUAGAGACUUAGUCAUUCUAUGAUAAUGUAAACAUUCGAAAAAAUUAUAAGUAUGAAGUUAUCUUUUGAUUUUAAAAAUGUGUAAUCUUGGACAUAAUUUGUAACUGUUUGGUUGAAUGCACAGCAUUCAGAGCUAAACCCUUCAUACAACAUGGGCUUUUUAGCACUAAGUUGUCGGUCUGCUCCGGUUGGUAAGACAAAAACUGUCAUGUUGGUUGUAUGACAGGAUCUGAUAUUGGACAUGGUGUGAGAAGGUAAUGGGACCAUGAUUACGUUAUUUUUAUCUUUUAAUCUAAAUGUAUUUUUAUCCAACAUUAUUUGUUGAGCCAGAAACAAAUUUUAUUGAUUUUAUUGUCAUACUCCCGUAGUGAGGGCCAAGGAUGGUUCUGCUAAUCUAUGAAACUUUUGACCUACUAAACCAGAGUGGUCUCCCUUAAUAAUAUAUGUAGUCACCCUGUUAACCACAGUCUUAGGCUACAACCACACACACACACACCCACACUCAGCUGUGAUAUCACAUUACCUAUUACUGUGCGUUUAUUCUAUUCAUGCCUAAUGAAUGUUCUUCUAUAAGGUUUUGUUGUUUUUACUAUGACUUAUUAAUUAUUCAAGUAUCCACAUAGGUUUAUAAGCUCAUUUGUUAAUGUGGGUUUUCAAUGAAAUUUUUAAUAUUCAAUGAAUAACCACAAAAGCUAGUUUUCUGAUGUAAACAGACAAAUGGAACACACUUGUGAACAGACUUGUAGCAUUUUCUUUCAACUAAAAUCCCAAUGUUAAAGUACAUGUCAGAGUUCCAAGGUCAUACCUGUAUUUCUGAAUAUAGUCAGUACCUGAUGUACCAAAACAGAGAGGUGUAGCCUGCUGAUAACAUCAAGUAUACAUUUUUCUCUUCAUCUAUAGCAAGGUGCUUUGUAAACGUAUUUUAAAAAAUCAUUUGCUCAGUUGCAAACUGGUUAUAGCAUUCUCAGAGAAAAAAGAUGAAAUGCUAUUCCCAGAGAAAUCUAAAGAUUUUCUAUUCAUGCAAUAGGAAGUCUGGUCAGCUCAGGUCUGCUGGACUCAACAGCUGCAAUGGUUUGUAUUGAGGUGUUUGCUUAGUUUAAAUUGUAAAAACACGAUUUUUUGACUGUAUAAAAAACUUCCUUGAUCCAUGUAAAAUAUUUUACUGUAAAAUGUCAAAUUUAAAUUGUCAACAAAAAUAAGCUAUGGAUUCUGUCUCAUGGGAUUCACAUUUCAUAAAAAAUCGAUUUUUUA